AUGGAUUCAUUCAGACCGAUCAAGCAAUUUGAUACUAAGGUAGAUCAAUCUCAGUUGGCUACCGAGUGGCGUAAAUGGAAGCGCAGCCUGGAGUACUAUCUAGCUGCCAGUGGAAUAACAGGUCAACGUGAGAAACGGGAUCAAUUGUUGCACCUAGGAGGAUCAGACUUACAGGACAUUUUUGAUAAUUUGCCUGGAGUUCAUGACGUUCCACAUGUUACACCUGACCCACCAUUCUAUGAUGUAGCUGUACAGCACCUAGAUUCUCAUUUUCAGCCAUGCCAACGACGCACGUACGAGAGACAUGUUUUUCGCCAGAUUUCACAACAACCAGGAGAGCGGUUUGGAGACUUUGUGAUGAAGCUUCGUGUUCAGGCUGGUCGGUGUGAUUUUGACCAGGAAGGGAGUUCGGUGAUGGAAAGCAUGAUCAUCGAUCAAAUUGCUGAAAAAUGUCUCUCUUCAGCACUCCGCAAGAAAAUCUUGGAAAAAGAUCGAUCUCUUAGUGAAGUGGUGGCUAUCGGGAAAACAUUAGAAGACGUCGAACAACAAUGUAAGGAACUGGCUCAAAAGGAGGUGGAAGUUAGGACAACAUCCACCGUGAACAAGGUAAACCAAAAACCGCCACAACAUUGGAGAGCAUCGUACCAGCCUACCGAACGUCGCUUGUCCAAUUUCCGAUUCAAUUCUCAAGGACAGUUUCGGCGAACGAACCCCUACGAACAACCUCGAUACAGACUGGAAGGAAAUGGUGACUAUAGUUACUCUAGGAUCCAACCGACUUCAAGAUCUGCCGGAAAUUAUCAACAAAAUACCGAUGACAGAAUUUGCUUUGCUUGCGGCCGUCGUGGGCACCGCAAAGGCUCUGCAGUUUGCGUUGCACGAGAGGCACAAUGUCGUAAAUGUCGAGUAGUAGGCCAUUUUGCCAAGUGGUGCACAAAAAGAGUAAACGAGGAUCCUCCUCAAGAUUCGGUUCUAGCAAAACGCAUCAAGACAGUGAACGAAGCUAGCGGGUUACAAAACAACUACAGAAAUGUCGAUGAAUCGGAUAAGGAACAACAGAUUUGUUUCGUUAUGGGGGAAAAUGUAUUCCGUUUUAAAGUGGGCGGUGUCGAAACCAUCAUGACAAUUGACUCCGGGGCGGCGGCAAAUAUCAUCGAUGUUCGUACAUGGGAAAUGCUGCAAAGACACGAAGCAAAACUGAGGUUCAGUUCUCGAGUGGACCGCAAGUUCAAGGCCUAUGGCUCAACGACUCCACUGACCAUGAUUGGAAAAUUUGUAGCCGAGAUAGAAGCAGUCGAUAACAAGGUGGAAGCAACGUUCUAUAUCGCGGAAAAUGGAAUGCAGAAUCUUUUAGGCGAUGAAACAGCUAAAAAGCUCAAAGUGCUUAAGAUUGGAUACAAUGUGGGAUCAUUGCAAGAAACAUCGACGUCGUUUCCUAAGAUCAAAGGAGUCCUCGUGGAAAUCCCUGUAGACCCUAACGUCAAACCGAUUCAGCAAGCUUACCGACGAGCACCUUUUGCUCUAGAAGAAAAAGUUGCAGCAAAACUCCAGUACCUUCUUGAUCAGGAUAUAAUCGAACGUGUCCAUCAUCCAUCAGCGUGGGUCUCGCCUAUCGUACCCGUUUUGAAAGAUAAUGGUGAGAUUCGUCUUUGUGUCGAUAUGCGUAGGGCCAAUCAGGCAGUCUUAAGAGAAACACAUCCGUUACCGAUAGUUGAGGAACUGUUCGGUAGUAUCAAGGGGGCAACCCGGUUCUCCAAAUUAGACAUACGCGAGGCGUAUCACCAGGUUGAAAUUUCUGAGCGUUCAAGAGACAUCACAACCUUCAUUACGAAACAGGGAUUGUACAGAUACAAAUGA
Messenger RNA from Toxorhynchites rutilus septentrionalis, 1857 nucleotides. RefSeq lists its product as uncharacterized. The transcript has a single exon. The record is from RefSeq and is a predicted model, not a curated record. NCBI's taxonomy places the organism in Eukaryota, Metazoa, Arthropoda, Insecta, Diptera, Culicidae. Gene Ontology annotation, molecular function: nucleic acid binding; zinc ion binding. The coding region runs from base 1 to 1857 and encodes 618 amino acids.